GAUCAUCCUGAAAAGGGGUUAAUAUUUCUUCAUUGUUUUCCCAUUUUGAUUAUGAUCAUCAUCUUGUUCUUCUAGAAGGUUUGUGACAACAAAAAGCUGGCUCAUCUAGAUAGCUUCUUUAGGGUGUUGGCAGAAACAACUCCUGCCUCCACUAUCACAUUAUAUGGGAAUAACAACAAUGGGUGUUAGAUGGACAUCACAUAAAACUCGAUAUCUUUGUUUCACAAUCUUGAUUCUUGUUUUAGCUCAUGGGUCUUUAUCCUUGAAUCUAGAGGGAGUGGCAUUGUUGAAUUUUCAAGAUAGAGUUUUUUAUGAUCCAAAUGGGGCCUUUAAAACUUGGAACUCUGAUGAUAUUGAACCAUGUUUGUGGUCUAAUGUUCAAUGUGUCUUUGGUCAUGUCGAAGCUCUUGAUCUGAAAGGGUUAUCUCUGGAUGGAGUAGUACUUGCACCUGAAAUAGGGAAUCUGAUCCUUUUUAUUCUUUCUAGGUUUGUUUAUUAUAACAAUCUUGAAGGAGCCAGUACUUCAACUUUCAAUAACCUCAAUUUGUUCUACGAGUUAUGUUUGGAUGACAAUCUUACAUUUGUUGCUAUCAAUGCUAUUGGAUUUCUAAACAGGAAACUUGGGAGAUGCAUCUGGCAGAGUGAUUUUAACCCGUUGUGGAAUGCAGAUUCCCUGAUCUCCCCGCUUACAGAAAAUAUUAUUUAUUACCUCAACCCAUUUCAACUAUUCCAAAAGGGCAUUUCAGAUAAAUCAUAUGUUAAUGUAGAAAUAGCCAAAAAUGUACACAUUGAGGGAAGUGUUAUAAGUCGUAAGAUGGUAGAAAAGCCAGCAAAUCUUGAGUCUAAAUCUUCCUGUAGUGAUUUGUCUGCUAACGGUCACACCAAGGCUCCUCCUAGUACCAAGAAUAUUGGAUCCGUCCCUGCUAUUCGAUACGAAUCCAUGAAACUUGAUGAUGUUAAUCCACCUUCAUCACCUGAAACUCCGAGACAGUCUUCGGAGUAUUCAGAUAUGUGGAUAAUUAUUAUUGGAGUUUCUUGUGGAGGUUUCCUUCUAUUUACCGUUGUAGCUCUGCUGUUUGUAAUUAGGAAUCCAUUUGUGAAAGUUCCAUGGAGGCCUAAGAUUAAUAGGCAACUCCAGAAAGCAUUUGUUACAGGUGUUCAAAAACUAGACCGGGUAGAACUAGAACAGGCAUGUGAAGAUUUUAGUAACAUCAUAGACACAAUGGAAGGUUGUAUGCUAUUUAAAGGGACGUUGUCAAGUGGAGUUGAGAUAUGUGUUGCGACUACAACUAUUACUCGACUCAAGGAUUGGUCAAAACGUGCAGAAUUAGAGUUCCACAACAAGAUUGAGACAUUAUCGCGUGUGAACCACAAGAACUUCAUUAAUCUUAUUGGUUUUUGUGAGGAGGACGAACCUUUUGUUAGAAUGAUGGUGUUUGAGUAUGCUCCUGAGGGCUUACUCUCCGAGCAUUUACAUGUUCAAGGACUUGAGCAUCUUGACUGGAGAGCAAGAAUGAGAAUCAUAAUGGGGGUAGCUUAUUGUCUCCAAUACUUGCAUGAGUUGAACCUUCCGCCGGUGCUCAUGCAUCUGGACUCAAAUAAGGUUUAUUUAACCGAUGAUUAUGCUGCCAAAGUUGCAGAUUUGAGUUUCUGGAAAGAGUUUUACCCAAAAGAAAAGACAUUAGGGUUAAACGAGUCUAUUGAUCGUUCUGCGCCGCAGAUGGUUGUUAAUCAAGAGAGAAAUGUAUACAGUUUUGGUGUUUUAUUGCUUGAAAUCAUCUCUGGAAAACAUACAAAUUCAGACAAAGUUGAGUCUUUUGUAACUUGGGCCGGACAAUUUUUGAAGGACAAGCUAAACAUUAGUCCUAUGAUUGAUCCGACCUUAAAGUCAUUCAAGCAAAAUGAACUUGAGGUGGUGUGUGAAGUUAUUCAAGAAUGCAUUCAAAGGGACAGUAGCCAGAGACCGACUAUGAAAGAAAUAAUUCCAAAUCUGAGGCAAGUUCUUGGGAUAUCACCGGAGCAAGCAACCCCUAAACUCUCUCCCUUGUGGUGGGCUGAACUCUCCUAUCUGGAGACUCACCGUAAAAAAUCAAACCACAUGUAAGAAGUUAAUUGUAUUUUCUUAAAGAUUUGAUCUAUGCUUAGAUUGAUAGGUAAAUAAUUCUAAGCAAGAUGAGGAUUCAAGAUAAAAGUAAAGUAAAGUAAAGUAACUCCCAAUGCCGUCUUCCACGGGUUUUGGGUCCC
This is a messenger RNA of Erigeron canadensis, 2244 nucleotides long. Its product is annotated as protein MALE DISCOVERER 1-like. The record is from RefSeq and is a predicted model, not a curated record. NCBI's taxonomy places the organism in Eukaryota, Viridiplantae, Streptophyta, Magnoliopsida, Asterales, Asteraceae. Bases 164 to 2104 code for a protein of 646 amino acids. Gene Ontology annotation, biological process: protein phosphorylation. The transcript has 12 exons. Gene Ontology annotation, molecular function: ATP binding; protein kinase activity.